UGGGCAUCGCAGUAUCCCCGCAUCCAUCUAUACCACCAUGUCGGUGGAGCAGUGCGAGCAGCUGCACAAGGACUACACGGCCUGCCUCAGCAAGAGCGGACGAGAUCCAUCCAAGUGCCGGGAGCUGGAGACGAAGGUCCGCACCUGCAGCAGAACGUGAGCAGAGAAACAACGGCUGUUGAACAAACCAGCUUUGCCCACCCUUGACUGCCUGUGUUGUCUGUCUGUCUGUCUGUCUGGUGCAGUUUGGGUUUGAAUUUCUGCAUCGAUGAGGGUCUGAAUCUGCUGUUCUGCGCCGCCCGUCCCGGCCCCGAUGUGUGUGCCAAGGAGUUCAUCCUUAUGCGCGAGUGCAACAGACCUGGCGGGCCUGAGAUCCUCCUUCAGGUACCUGCCACACACACAUGUGGUGCAGGAGGGCAGCCAGGAGAGUCUGAUGGUACUGUGUGUGUUGCUCUGUCUGUCUGUCAGGGUGACUCGAUGGUUGUGUCGAAGGACAAGCAGCCCUACUACGUGUCGAGUGAUCUGGGCAGCAUUUCGCCGCCGCCCCGGCUGAACGUCAAGGGCAUGCAGGACAAGUGCGACGAGAUACGGCAGUCCAUCGGCCUCCCGAAAGAGGCUGAGGCUUUCAGGCCAAAGCUGCGGUGAUACUGAGCGAUUUCCUAC
This is a messenger RNA of Vitrella brassicaformis, 663 nucleotides long. The record is from the annotation of a GenBank genome assembly. Lineage: Eukaryota; Vitrellaceae.